UCAAGUGGUGCCCCGCCCCUCCCACUUUCUGCCUGCCACAGAAGACUCGAAAAGCAACCAAAAAUAUAUUUAAUGUCGAAGUAGCAUCUUAAAUGUCUCUUUCUUGUCGCUUUACUUGCACUUUUUAUACAUUUCCCGUCAACAUGUAACACGAGACGGCUUCAUGUGGCGUCGACUCUGCUACACGCCUCCAGUCAAAUAAAAGCAGCCCUUCUGAGAAGAUGGACGUGUGAGUUGCUGAAAGGCACAGAAACUCAGAAAAGAGGCCUCCCCUUCACUCACAAAAGCUGAGAGGACACAGUGCAGCCUUAAAAAGUUGUCAUGAUUGCAGAUGCAGAGGGGAAAGGACCUCCAGCUGCAGAGUCGACAGCAGCACACAUGUCUUUUUGUAACAACCAGCAGGUACAAAGUGGGGCAUCGGUGUCAUCCUUGCCUGGGGCUGCCUUACAGCCCCCUGCCUCCACUACUACUGAGGAAGACGAUGAAAGUGAAGAUGAGUCAGACAUCCUGGAGGAGAGUCCGUGUGGACGUUGGCAGAAGCGCAGAGAGGAGGUGAAUCAACGUAAUGUACCUGGGAUGGACACAGCGUACUUGGCCAUGGACACAGAGGAAGGGGUAGAGGUGGUGUGGAAUGAAGUCAUGUUCUCAGAGAGGAAGAACUUCAAACUGUUGGAGGAGGAGGUGAAAGCCGUAUUUGAUAACCUUAUCCAUUUGGAGCAUGCAAAUAUCGUCAAGUUCCACAAGUACUGGAUUGACACUAAAGAGAACCGGGCCCGGGUGAUUUUCAUUACAGAGUACAUGUCAUCAGGAAGUUUGAAGCAGUUCCUGAAAAAGACCAAAAAGAAUCACAAGGCCAUGAAUGAAAAAGCUUGGAAGAGAUGGUGCACACAGAUCCUGUCAGCUCUCAGUUAUCUCCAUUCAUGUGACCCACCCAUUAUCCACGGCAACUUAACCUGUGACACCAUCUUCAUCCAGCACAAUGGCCUGAUCAAGAUAGGAUCAGUGGCUCCAGACACCAUCAACAACCAUGUGAAGACGUGCCAUGAAGAACAGAAGAACUUGCAUUUCUUUGCCCCAGAGCAUGCAGCCGUCACUGAUGUCACCACAGCUGUAGACAUCUACUCGUUCGGCAUGUGUGCCCUCGAGAUGGCUCUUUUGGAGAUCCAGGGAAGUGGGGAGUCUUCGUAUGUUUCUGAGGAGGCCGUCAACACUGCUAUACAGCUUCUGGAGGAUCCACUGCAGAGGGAGCUAAUUCAGAAAUGCCUGGAGAGUGAUCCAUGUACGAGGCCCACUGCCCGAGAGCUGCUGUUUAACCAGGCUCUGUUUGAAGUGCCACUACUGAAGCUACUGGCUGCUCACUGUAUUGUCAGCCAUCAAUACAUGAUUCCUGAAAACGCCUUGGAAGAGAUUACAAAAAACUUGGACCCCAACCUGGUUAUCGCCGACAAGAAAGAUGAUGUCCAACUCAAGCUGUCACAGUUCCCUGCCUUAGAGCUUGAUAAGUUCCUGGAAGAUGUGCGAAACGGUAUUUAUCCCAUGACAGCCUUCGGGCUUCCCUCUCCGAAGCGGCCCAAACAGGUGAAUGUUCAGUCCCCAGUUGUCAUUCCUUUGGUAAAGUCCCCCACACCUGAACCUGCAGAGCUGGAGACACGGCGGGUCAUUCAGAUGCAGUGUAACGUAGAACUCAAUGAGGACGGAACCAAAUAUCAUCUGACAUUGCUCCUGAAGCUGGAGGACAAGCUGAACAGACAUCUAAGCUGUGACAUGUUACCUCAUGAAAAUGUUCAAGAGUUGGCUGGAGAGUUGGUGCAACUGGGCUUCAUCUGUGAGAUGGACCAAAACAAAAUAGCCUCUCUCCUUCAAGAAAACUUCAGCCAGGCUUUUAACUAGCACCAAAUACUCCAAAAAAACACGUCUGUUACAUUUUCCCUUGAAGCACUCAACAUGCUGGAUUUCUUUUUUGGUCUUUUUAUUCUUUUUUUUUUUUUUAAACAGGGUCUUACAUUGAAUGUAACCAAAAUCAGACUGUUACAUCAGGGAUGAAAACUUCACAAGUGCAUUUAGAAAAGAGUACAAAUGAGAUUUAAUUCUGUUGUGAACUCCAUUCAGGAACUACCAUUCAUUGGGAGGAGAGACCAAAUAAUAUAAAUAAUAAAUAGUGCUACUGUGCCUUUUUAUGCAUGAUUCCACAUAUUUGAUGGACUCUUAGCUGUCUACAUGAUGGCACAUUCCCAGCACCCUGUCAGGUUCGAUGUUGUAAGUAUUAUUAUUCUCACAAGUGUAGUAGAACAUAACAUAGCCAUGGUUCGUAUGUUAUGAAAGCCUUAGAAACAAGAGCACAAAUAGUGUAGUGACAAUCUUGCCGAGUAUCCGUGGAAAUGUUACUUUAGAGGGACUGUGAACUUAGUGUUUACUGUUUGUUUUUUUACAUGUUUGUCCACUUUAAAUCAUCUCAUCUCAGUUCACUUGUUUUUGCUUUCACCUAAAUUGGCUAUUAUUAUGGUGUGCCUUUUUUUAUUUUCUUUUUUUUUACACUGAACUGAAAUUGGCUUCUACCCCAUCAACCAUCUAUCCGUACAAGUGUUUUAUUUAUGUUACCAAUACUGUAUGUUUUUUUUUUCACACCAUCAUGGUAAGUAUCUGAGCCACUUUGCAAACGUUACUACUUUUGCUGUUGCAUUCACUUCAUUGACAGAUCCACUUGGAUACAACGUUCUGCAUCACCAGGUAGUGUUUUUAAGUAGUUUUAGUAAGAUCCAGGUGUUGCCUUGGACAUUGUGCCUGAGACCUUCAUGAUCACAGAGUAAAUGGUAUUUGACAGCAAGGUGCUGUGUGUUGAUCACAAAUGUCCAAUCCAACAAUCCAUUAUAUAAUUAACCAUGAGACGCUAACUGAAUCACAAUCAAUUUUAUGAAAAGGUUAGCUGUGUGUAUCGGUGGUGUGGACAAUGGUUGUGUAUUAUAGUGGGGGAUUUUUCUCAGAGGCUGUAUUCGGGUUCUGUAUAUGACAUGAAUGUCAUGAAUUAUGUAUUUUUUUGCUCAAAUUUGCAACUGCUCUUUCAAAUAAAUGUGUGAAAAAUCCCCUUUUUCUGUAGAACAAAAAAACAGCCGCGUGUUAUGCUGUCUUUGGCCAACUGCUCAAGAUUGACACUGUCAAUAAAGACGUAUAAACCCAUUCAUUGGGUUUAUACUGUGGCGUCCCACAAGGCCUUUUCUGCAGGCCUAAACACUAUCAGCCCUGACCUACAUUUACAACAUAAAUUCCACUCUAUGAAAUUAUUUUUAUUUAAUCUUCAUUUAGUAGCAUGUCUCUUGGCUGCACUGCUUCCAGUGCGUGUAUGAGUCAGAGUUCAUCUUCUCUGUUGCUAGGCCAUCUAACAUGCCCAGGGCCUUCAGAAUCAGUAGUCCUGCCUCAUGUCACAACAUAACACAUUAGCAACAUGGCUGUUGAGCUAGCAGGCGUACAGUAACGUCAGCAUUCCUCUCGUUAAUGUCUGAAAGCCAACACCUAGCGUUACGCAGUGCACUUGAACGACUCGUCACAUGAUCAGCGCAGUGUUUAACUGAUUUGUUCCAUUAAUUUUCUAUACCAUGACUUUAGAGACAAUGUAUAGAAAGAUAAAGGCUUUACUGAGUUUCCCGCUUUAGUAUUAAUGGCAUUAAUUUCCAAUUCAGUAAAGCCAUGGAUUGUUAUAUUGCAUUUUUGUGUGUUAUUAAUGGUUUGUAUGAGGUGCAUUGGGUUUGUUGAAAUCCCUAAUGACGACGAAGGUACCAAAUGCAUGCAUUUCCCGCCAAUGAUUUAUAGCAUCGAAAUUCAAAAUAUAUCUAGUGGAUUGUCUCUGGCUGUAUUUAUAGUAUUUAUU
This is a messenger RNA of Doryrhamphus excisus (bluestripe pipefish), 3862 nucleotides long. RefSeq names its product nuclear receptor-binding protein-like. The record is from RefSeq and is a predicted model, not a curated record. Lineage: Eukaryota; Metazoa; Chordata; Actinopteri; Syngnathiformes; Syngnathidae. Gene Ontology annotation, molecular function: ATP binding; protein kinase activity. Gene Ontology annotation, biological process: protein phosphorylation.